Neoarthrinium moseri is the source of this 4269-nucleotide messenger RNA. RefSeq lists its product as uncharacterized. Bases 1 to 4269 code for a protein of 1422 amino acids. NCBI's taxonomy places the organism in Eukaryota, Fungi, Ascomycota, Sordariomycetes, Amphisphaeriales, Apiosporaceae. Gene Ontology annotation, cellular component: transcription elongation factor complex. The record is from RefSeq and is a predicted model, not a curated record. Gene Ontology annotation, molecular function: nucleosome binding; DNA binding; histone binding. The transcript is spliced from 4 exons. Gene Ontology annotation, biological process: transcription elongation-coupled chromatin remodeling; positive regulation of transcription elongation by RNA polymerase II; transcription elongation by RNA polymerase II.
AUGUCUAACUCCAUGAGGGACCUCGUGAUGGGCGAGGCCUCCGAGGGCAGCUCGGACGAGGAGUCGUACGAUGACGAGACUGGCGAAGCUCGCGCACGAGAGCGCGCGCGCAAUGGCCACGUCGAUGACUCCAGCGAGGAGGAGGAAGACGACGAUGAUGAAGAGGAGGCGGCUAAGGUCCGCGAAGGUUUCAUCGUCGACGAGGAUGAGGAAGAAGACGACGCAGAAGACUCGACCGAGGCGCGAAAGCGCCGGAAGCGUAAGCGACGCCAGGAACGGGAGGAGGAGGCUCAGCUCGACGAGGAAGAUCUCGACCUGAUCGGAGAGACACUCGGAGAGCCACAGCAGCCGGAGAAGAAGAAGAUGAAACGGCUGCGCAUGGGCCACCGAGGCGAAGAGGACCGCGGAGCCGAUCGCCACGGCCUCGACGACAUGUUCUCCGAUGAGGAAGAAGUCGACGAGAGGGCUUACAGCCGUCCAAGCCGCCUCGGUCGCCUGGAUGACGAGAUGGGCGACUUUAUCGAAGACGACGACCCCCAGGAUGAAGAAGAGCGUAUCCGCCAGAUCGAAGAGGCUGAGGUGGCCCGGCCACGCGACCGGGGCCUCGCUGGAAGUAUUCUGGACCGCACUGGCCUUGACCAAGAAGUUGUCGACGACAUGGAAGCCAUCUUCGGUAACGGAGAGGACUACGACUGGGCUCUCCAACUAGAAGAGGAAGAGGAAGAGAGCAAGUACGAGGACACCAACAUAGAGCUCAAGGACGUCUUCGAACCGUCGCAGCUGCAAGAGAAACUGCUGACGGACGAGGACAACAUUAUUCGCAACACCGACGAACCCGAGCGCUUCCAGCUUGACCGAAAGCCCUUCAAAUCGUUGCAAAUCACGAGCGAGCAGUUCAAGGAGGAGGCCCAGUGGAUCACGAAGCUUAUCUGGCCCAAGAAAGGGUUGGACGACGACCUCAAAGGUCCAUUCCAAAAGGCCAUUGGCAAAGUUUUGGAGUACUUUGUUGUCGAGAUGCUUGAAGUUCCCUAUGUCUUUCAGCACCGGAAGGACUACUUGAUCCACGCCGAGAAAAGGCCUAAUCCCGAGCACGCGCAUGACCCAGAAGCUCCAGAAACCAUCGUUAGCGCCGAGAAGCUUCUUACGCAAGACGACUUAUGGAGGAUCUUGGAGCUCGACAUCAAGUUCCGUGCCUUUGUCGAGCGACGAAAUGGUCUCGAAAAGGCGCGGGAUAAUUUGAGAGAAGCUGCCGGCAUCCAGGAUGAGACCUUGGAUGCUCUCAUCCCCGAAGCGGAGAACAUGGAGGAGUUGCAAGACCUCCAGGACUACCUCAACUUCCAGUACUCCGCUCAGCUGAAAGACAUCGCUGCCAUAAAUGGAGUCUCCAAGGAGACGAAGCGCCCUGGCACCAAGACAUCGCUUUGGGAGCGGACUAGGAACAGCAAGGUGUAUCAGUUCGUCCAGGCUUAUGGCAUCACUCCCGAUCGUCUCGCUCAAAAUCUAUUAGCCCAGAAAGGCGAGAAGAAGGCUCCUGUGGACGAUGAUGACAAAGCUCCCUUGGACUUGGCAGAUUCCCUGACGGACGCUGAUGCCCUCACGGGUGAUUCUGUCAUCCAGCAAGCUCGUCAGAUGUUUGCCGAGGAGCUCUUUAUUAACCCCAGAAUGCGCAAGCUUUUCCGGACACACUUCUACCAGAAUGGCGAGUUCAGUUGUCACCGGACAGACAAGGGUCUUCGAAGGAUAGACGAGUCGCACCCGUACUACGAAAUCAAGUACCUAAUCAACCAAACUAUCCACGAUUUCGCGCCACGUCCAGAAAUAUUCCUCAAGAUGAUGCGGGCCGAGGAGGAAGGGCUCGUUGAAGUUCAGCUACGUCUUCAAAAUGAGCGCAGGUUCCGUGAACAAAUGGAUGCGGAGUUCAAGUCGGACAACUACAGCUCGGCCGCCGAUUCUUGGAACGAGGAGCGUCAGAAAGUGUUGGAUGCCGCAUUCUUCAAACUCGAAAAGCUCAUCGCCAGGGGCGUGAAGGAAACCAUCAGGACCGCCUGUCAAGAAGAGCUGCUGAAGGUAUGCCGGGAGGAAUACUCAUCCAGGUUGGACCAGGCACCCUACAAACCGAAAGGCAUGGUUCUGGGAACCACACCCCGGGUACUGGCUCUAUCGAAUGGCAUGGGCGACGCUGCGCGAGAUCCCAUAUUCUGGGCGUGGGUGGAGGAAGACGGCCGUGUUGUAGAGCAAGGCAGGUUCGGCAACCUUGCUCGUGAUGAGACCCAACGGGAUGCUUUUGUGGAGAUUGUGGAACGCAGAAAACCAGAUGUCAUCGCCAUCAGCGGUUUCUCUGCCGACACCCAGAGGCUCAUCCGCGACGUUCAGAGUCUUGUGGCUGACAAGGCCUUGAUGGGGCCCGACUUCGAAGACCCGGAAUCUGGCGACUACCGAACCGAACUGCUGGAUGUGAUUGUUGUCAACGAUGAGGUCGCCCGGCUGUACAAAGACAGCCCCCGCGCAAUCGCAGAACAUUCGAGCCUCCAUUCGGUCACACGGUACUGCGUAGGCCUUGCACGCUAUUUGCAAAACCCCAUGAAGGAGUAUGCUACACUGGGCAAGGACAUCGUGUCCCUCAUAUUCCAUCAGUGCCAGAACUUGCUGCCUCAAGACAAACUUCUCAAGUAUUUGGAAACGGCGAUGGUUGACAUGGUCAAUCUUUGUGGCGUGGACAUCAAUGAGGCUGUUGGGGAUUCAUACACCGCCAACCUACUGCCCUACGUCGCUGGUCUAGGGCCUCGCAAGGCCACGGCCGUUAUCAAGGCCAUCAACGUCAACGGAGGUGCCGUCAACUCUAGAGACGAGCUCGUUGGCGAUCCCGACAACAACAAGUUACAAGUUGUGGGCCCGAACGUCUGGAUGAACUGCGCCAGUUUCCUCUAUAUGGAAUAUGACCCAUCCAACUCAACCUCUGAGCCGCUCGACAACACUCGAGUACAUCCCGAGGAUUACGAGUUGGGCCGUAAAAUGGCUGCCGACGCUCUGGAGCUUGAUGAGGAAGACGUCAAGGCCGAGACUGACGAGAACGGGCCUGGUGCCAUUGUGCGCAAACUCUUCAAGGAGGAUGAACAGGACAAAGUAAACGAGCUCAUCCUUGAGGAGUACGCGGAGCAACUUGAAUCAAAGUACAGCCAGCGAAAGCGUGCUACGCUUGAAACGAUCCGCGCCGAAUUGCAAGCUCCGUACGAGGAACUACGAAGAGCGUUGAGCGCCGUUCCUACUGAGAAAAUAUUUACCAUGUUUACCGGAGAGACAAAGGACUCGCUGUCGGAAGGUAUGGUUGUCUCCGUAAAUGUGCGUAUGGUCAGGGAUGAGAUUGUCAUCGUAAAGCUUGACUGUGGCAUUGAAGGCCGCGUGGACGCCAUGGAAGUCAGCCAUCGCACCAACGUAUCAAUAAAGGAGAUCAUUCGCCCGGGUCAGACCGUACAGGCUAAGAUCCUCGAACUCAACCGCAAAGAAUUCAACGCGAAGUUGUCAUUGCGCGAAGACGCCGUGCGCCGUCCGUUGAGAAAACACUACGAUCACGACCCGGGUACAUGGGACUCCAAGCAAGAAGCCAAAGACAAGGAGGACCUCCGGGAGAAGGACAAGGUCACCGGCCGAGUUCAGAGGGUCAUCAAACACCCCAUGUUCAAGCCAUUCAGCGCUUUCGAGGCAGAGCAGUAUCUUGCCUCCCAGGCUACAGGCGAUGUAGUCAUCCGCCCGUCCUCCAAGGGUAAUGACCACCUUGCCGUCACCUGGAAGGUGGCCGAUGGUGUCUUCCAGCACAUCGAUGUCCUCGAACUCCAGAAGGACUCGGAGUUCUCUGUGGGUAAGGUGCUACGCGUAGGCGGCAAAUACACCUACUCUGAUCUCGAUGAACUCAUCGUUGAGCACGUCAAGGCCAUGGCCCGAAAAGUCGACCAGCUUGUCGGCCACGACAAGUUCCGGAAAGGUAGUCUCACAGAUAUUGAGAAGUGGCUGACAGCCUACACGGACGCCAACCCUAAGGCUGCCGUCUACACGAUCUGCAUCGACUCGAAGCACCCGGGAUACUUCACACUGGCCUUCAAGACCAAUAAGCAGUCCCAGAUCUUCAAGUGGCCGAUCAAGAUCAUGCCCAAUGCCUACGAGAUGCUGAAGAGUCCCUACCCAGAUAUGAGAGCCCUCACCAAUGGUUUCAAGCUCCGAUACCAGAGCGAGCUCAACAGAGCACAAACGGCACAGCAGAUGGCAAGGAGAUAG